Molecule: messenger RNA, 1305 nt
Organism: Rhagoletis pomonella (apple maggot)
Lineage: Eukaryota; Metazoa; Arthropoda; Insecta; Diptera; Tephritidae
Product: WD repeat-containing protein 74
Exons: 5
Coding region: 1-1305 (434 amino acids)
Biological process (GO): ribosomal large subunit biogenesis
Cellular component (GO): nucleolus; preribosome, large subunit precursor
Molecular function (GO): protein binding
Source: RefSeq, a predicted model, not a curated record
AUGAAGUGGACAACAUCAAAUUUGAAAAACCCUAAUUAUAAUGAAAACCACGAGCUCUACGUCGGCACAAGUACGGGCUCCUUUAAAAGAUUUGUGCCCAAUGUUGAGGAGAAUCCGUUUGCCCAACGUAAUUUAUAUGACAUCAACCAACUAGAAAAAGAUGAUAGGGUUACAGCUCUGUCUUUUGGGAAUGACUGCUCUGAAAUUUUAAUUGGGCGCGCCAAACAGAAUGCUCAGCUGCAUUCAUUGCAUACCGAUAAAAUAGAGCGCACCAUCGAUUUUAAAUUUGCCCCCGUAGUGGGUUUGGCACGCUUUGACGAAUAUUUAGUGGCCGGCUUUUCAAAUGGCCAAGUGCAGCGCAUAUCACUAGAAAAUAGCUCUGAAUCAGAGUUUGUGGUCAGUAGCGGCGACGACAUGGUACAUUUACGCCAAUGUCCUACAAGUCCCAACCUAGUAGCCACCGGAGGUAAAGGGCGUAAAAACAAUUUGAAGAUUUUCGAUAUGGCCGCCGAUGGUAAACAAUUGUUCAGCUCGAAAAAUUUGCCCAAUGAUUAUCUUCAGCUUGAAGUACCAGUGUGGGAUAGUGAUGUGGGCUUUAUAGAUUCACCGCAUAUACUGGCUACCUGUUCACGUUACGGUUAUGUUCGUGUUUAUGAUACCCGUAAGCAACGGCGUCCUGUUCAAUGCUUUGCUACCGAGGAGCAGAUGAGCUUUGCCACUCUGACAGCACAUGGGAACUACAUAUAUACCGGAACAACAAUGGGAGCUAUGAAGGCAUUUGAUAUUAGACGAAUGAAAACAUUCGUCCAUACUUACAAAGGCUUCACUGGCGCUAUCAGUGAUGUUUCACUAGAUAGCUCUGGCAAAUAUUUGGCCUCUGCUUCCUUGGAUCGAUAUGUCCGUGUCCAUCACGUGGACUCUACAGUCCUUCUCUAUCAAUGCUAUGUAAAGUCAAAGGCUACACGAAUCUUAAUACGAGAAUCAGCGGGAAGCCUCAACUGUGCUCCAAAUGAUGAGACAGAAAAAGGCUUGGUUGAGAUUGAAAGUAAAAGCUCAAAAGCCAAUGAUGAGGAUCAAAAGCGUUAUGAACCAGAAGAUAAGGAGUACGAGGACAUGUUUAAGAAUAUGCAAACAGUUUGUGAAAUUGAAGAUAAUGAUGAAACUGAAGGGGAAACAGAAUCAGCCGAAGAUACAGAAAAUAAUACGAAAACCGGAUAUAAACGAAAAGCUGAGAAGCAUGUUGGUUUAAAACACUGCUUAUUCCUUGUUUUUGGAAUAUCUAUUUCACAAAAUUUAACGCAAUAA